CAGAGAGGGAGGAAUGAAGUUCUGUCCCGUUUAUCAACACACGGCUCCAGUUUCUCACAAUAACAACCUCAAAUGCUGAGCAGGUGUAGCUGCCAUGGAUGCAAAUGUGAUCCCCAAAUUCUCUUCUAAAGAUGAAGAAAUUGACUUCUGGAAAACUCUUUCUCUCAAGUACAAGAAAAGCUAUAAGGAGGCGCAGGAGGAGCUGUUGGAGUUUCAGGAGGGCAGUCGUGAGCUGGAGGCUGAGCUGGAGACUCAGCUGGGUCAGGCUGAACACCGGCUCAGAGAUCUGCAGGCGGAUAACCAGAGACUCCACCAUGAACUCGACACUUUAAAGGAGAAAUUGGAGCAUCAGUAUGCUCAGAGUUAUAAACAGAUCUCCAUGCUGGAGGACGACCUGGUCCAGACCCGGAGCAUUAAGGAGCAACUGCACAAAUACGUCAGAGAGCUGGAGCAAGCCAACGACGACCUGGAGAGGGCAAAGAGAGCUACAAUUACAUCACUGGAGGACUUUGAGCAGAGACUGAACCAGGCCAUCGAGAGGAACGCCUUUCUGGAGAGCGAGCUGGAUGAAAAAGAGUCUCUCCUGGUGUCAGUACAGAGACUGAAGGAUGAAGCGAGAGACCUGCGGCAGGAACUGGCAGUGCGUGAGAGGCAGCCUGAAGUGACCAGGAUGUCCGCUCCCAGCUCCCCGACUCCCGACAGUGAGAAAACCGAUCCUGCAGUGCAGGCUUCCAUCUCUCUGCCUGCAACGCCACUCAGCCAGAGCCUGGACAACGCCUUCAGCAACCAGAAAGUGCUAGUAGACGGCUGUAAUAAUUCAGCUCUCACUCCGGCUGCCAGAAUGUCUGCUCUAAACAUCGUAGGUGAUUUACUACGCAAAAUCGGGGCUUUGGAGUCUAAGCUAGCAGCCUGUAGAAAUUUUGCAAAGGACCAGGCUGAUCGAAAGAACUACGUCAUCAACGCCAACGGGAAUCUAAUAAACCGGGAGAUCGGACAAUAUUCGAACUCGCUGCACGUGUCGUACUUCGACAGGCCCGGAACAGUAACUCGGCUGAACCCGGACGUGGUGACUGACAACAACCCAUCUACACCCGGCAUGGUACCUCUGAGUGUGUGAUCCACAGUCACGCACACACCGGGAAUCUUCCAAAGCACUACAUGCUCGUAGUCGGGCUGAAACAGGGUUAGUUAGCUAUGCAACCAGAGGCAGUCUACCUGUAGCACCGUGCUCUGCCUAUCUCAAAUUCUGUGUCGUUCCGUUUAGCCUCGAUUAUCCUCGCUGUUAACUAGUCGUACACGUAAUAUGCAUCCUUUUUAAUAAUUGUGAACGGUCAACGUGGUCAGUCCUGGUGUGCGGCUUUGCUGUUAGUUCUGUCGUUGGGAAGGUUUAAAUAAGCUGCUCCGUAAAUGACCUACAGUGGGGUUUCCCUUCAUACUUGCUAAUCAACGCAAUGUAAUAAUCUAGAUUGUCCAUUAACAUGCAGAAAAUGCAUGUAAUACAUGUUAUUAGAGCUUUGUUAUCCUGGUCAGGGUCGCAGUAGAUCCUCCUCCUUUGGAAACACUGGGCGCAAGGCAGGAACACACCCCAGACCGGGUGCCAAUCCAUCGCUGGGCUUUAGCCAUCCCCCUUACUCAGACUUAGCCAAUCUGUGCCAGUCUGUGUAGGCUCCCGGCUGGCUGAUAGCACCUGCUGAGAAUUGGUGGUAAUCAGCUGGGACCGCUGGGACACAGGGUUCGAAUCCCCAGUGGUUCUGUCGGCCAGUUGGACAUCCACUGGCUAUGUCUGACAUGUUUGUGUUGGGGGUGUUGGAGAACAGCUGAGGCCCUGCGAUGGAUUGGCGCACCCUCCGGGGUGUUCUACCCCUGCGUCUAGUGUUUUCCGGUGGAACCGGACCUGCCAAGACCCUGACCAGGAUGAAGCCGGGGAUAAAAUGGAAUGAAAGAACUUAUUACAUAGCACAGCCUGUCCGGCACCUAUACACACUGAUUGAUAAGGGUGCUUUGUAUAAAUACAUUGUAUGUGGAAGUGCUCAUUCAGCGGUUAACACACUGGCCAAGGUUGCUGAUUUUAGCUCCACCAGGUGCUGGUUGGGCCCCUGAGUAAGGCCCUUAACCCUCGUAAUGCAAUAAACCUAAACUAUAUGUUUACCAACAAAUCAUAUGCAUGUCAGCCAUCCUCGAUUAUUCAAAGAGUUAACAGCAGGUAUACGACAGGCUUACAGUCAGCACUCCUGAUAGAUUUACUCCAGCUUAUAGCCUCAUAUUGCGUCGUUUCUUUAAUGUAUAACGUUUUGCAUUGCCACAGCGCGAUGUGGAAUAGCUGACACUACUUCCUUUUUUGUUAGAAGAUAAGAACUAUAUCAUAACGGUAUGUGUAUUUAUGGUUAAACCUGUGGUUGAAGUUAUUUAUUUGUGAUACUCACAAAGGAUUGUGAACAACGUAAUCUAAACUGAACAGAGUCUUCUGGGGCUGCUCCUGUUAGGGUGGCAACAGCGGUCAUUCGUCUCCGUCUCUUCUCUGUCCUGAACAUCCUUCCCUGUCGCACCGACCAGGGCAGCAUCAUUCAUCUCUGUAGCCUAGCGGUUCUAGUAUUUAGAAGGUCACUGGAUCAAGCCCCACCACUGCAAGGCUUCCACUGUUGGACCCUUGAGCAAGGCCCUUAACCCUCACUUGCCUAGACUGCAAGUCGCUUUGGAUAAAAGCGUCCACAAAGCGUCCACUAAGAACUAAGUUUUCCAUCCAUUUUUGCAAAUGGUGAACUCCGUUACUUUCAGGAUCUCAGUGUCAGCCAGUAACACAUCAGCUGUUACUGAUAAAGGUCAGAAAUUUCAGCUCCAGAUAAAGAUGAACACAUCUCAUGCACAUGUACUCUGUUUUAAAGUGCAUUUACUGAUGUAUGCUGACAUAUAAAAUCUGUCUGAAUACCGCUGUACUGUAAUAUACUCUAUGCUUACGUGUUCAGUCCCAACUCGCCACUUUAAAUCCUUUUAAAUGAAGGAUAAAGUUUGUUGUUUGUGUAAAACUUUAUUUAAUUUGCUUCUUAAAUAAAGUAAUAGCAAUUAAA
Messenger RNA from Trichomycterus rosablanca, 3065 nucleotides. RefSeq names its product nudE neurodevelopment protein 1-like 1a (gene ndel1a). Gene Ontology annotation, biological process: microtubule nucleation; cell migration; establishment of mitotic spindle orientation. Gene Ontology annotation, molecular function: microtubule binding. NCBI's taxonomy places the organism in Eukaryota, Metazoa, Chordata, Actinopteri, Siluriformes, Trichomycteridae. The transcript has 9 exons. Bases 95 to 1117 code for a protein of 340 amino acids. The record is from RefSeq and is a predicted model, not a curated record. Gene Ontology annotation, cellular component: centrosome; kinesin complex; kinetochore.